GUCGCCUAGUAACCGCUGUAAACACAGGAAAUACCAUUUGGAUGAAUGCAGUGUCUUCGAUUAAACAUAUGGAGCCUAGCAGGUGAUUUGGAUAGUCAAACAUAAAAGUAUCAUAAAUAUAUUUUUAUAAUGGUGAAACAAACGAUUCAAAUCUUCGCCCGCGUAAAACCGACAAAGAAACCCAAUGCGGUGUACUCUGUGGACUGUGGGGAACAGGGUAGCAGUUUGGAUUUUGUUGUUCCCAGAGACUUGGCUGAUGGUUUUGUCAACAACAACAAGGAGAACUACAAAUUCAGGUUCCAAAGGGUUUUCGACCAAACAGUCAAUCAAGAAGAAAUCUUUGAAGCUGUUGCGAAGCCUGUUGCUGAUAAUGUGCUGGCAGGUUACAAUGGCACCAUCUUCGCCUAUGGCCAAACAGGAAGUGGAAAAACCUUUACUAUCACAGGAGGUGCAGAACGCUACAGUGAUCGAGGAAUCAUCCCUAGAACGCUCUCUUACCUGUAUCAGCAUUUCAGCAAGGACAGCACUAUAAUCUAUACGACCCACAUAUCUUACCUGGAAAUCUACAAUGAAGCUGGCUACGAUCUACUGAAUCCCCAACAUGAAGCAUCUCGUCUGGAGGACUUACCGAAGGUGACCAUCAUGGAAGACUCAGACCAGAACAUUCACCUUAAGAACCUGUCAUUGCAACAAGCGGCAAAUGAAGAGCAAGCUUUGGAUUUGCUUUUUUUAGGAGACACUAAUCGUAUAAUUGCAGAGACUCCCAUGAACCAGGCUUCCACACGUUCUCACUGCAUCUUUACCAUUCACCUGUGCAGCAAGAAGCCCGGUUCAGCCACAGUGCGAUGCUCCAAGCUUCAUUUGGUAGAUCUAGCUGGAUCGGAAAGAGUAGGAAAGACAGGUGUGGGGGGUCAAAUUCUAACGGAAGCCAAAUACAUCAACCUGUCGUUGCACUUUCUGGAGCAGGUCAUCAUAGCUUUGUCAGAGAAGAAUCGAUCCCACAUCCCCUACCGUAACUCCAUGAUGACCUCUGUGCUUAGGGACAGUUUGGGUGGCAACUGUAUGACCACUAUGAUAGCAACUGUGUCUGUGGAGAGGAUGAACAUUGAUGAGUCUAUUUCCACUUGUCGUUUUGCUCAAAGAGUGGCUUUAAUUAAAAAUGAUGCUUUGCUCAAUGAAGAACUAGAUUCCGCUCUUUUAAUAAUUCAUUUGAAAAAGGAGAUCCAGUCUUUAAAGGAAGAGCUUGCUCUGGUUUCUGGAGAGCAACGGAGUGAUGAGCUAACUCCAGAGGAAAUCCAGAACCUGGAGCAGAGUGUUAAGAUGUUCCUGGAAGACCCUGACUCUGAGGCAACAUUAAACCUAGGACCUGAUAUGAGGAAAAUUCACUUCUGUUUUUCUUUGCUAAAGGCAAGAUUGCAAGAUAGACCAGUUGCUCACAAUUGGGCAGAAGAUGGCAGCACUACUCCUUUAAAGGACUUGUCUGACGGAGACAACUUUAAAACCAAUGCAGAAGGCAAGAAACUAGAAGACAUGUUGAUCCAACGUGAUAAUGAGAUCAGUAUAUUAGUGAGCAUGCUUAAGAGGGAAAAGAGGAAAGUUCAAGAGGUUACAACCGAGCUUAAACAGUUUCACAAUCAAAAUCUUUCACACCACAAUUCAUUGUGGUUACCCACAACCCUGCAGGCUGAGGACAGUACUAAAAGUGACACCCCUAAGGAUUACACUCAAGUUCAACAUUUGAUAACCAGAAAAAGAGUGCCAGAGAUGUCUGUUGGUCAACUAGAGGCAUUUGAAAUCUUUUUGAGAGACCAUGAAGAUCAUUUAACAAUUGAAGACAAGAAGACCAUACUAAAAGAGAGGUUUGCUGAAGCCAAGUCACUGGGAGAACAUGUUAAUCAGAUCAGGAGACAAGUCGAUGAGUUAAAAUUGCAGCUGAGAAUGAGACGGAUGCAAGUGGCAGCCCAAGGCUUAACCGGGAACCAAACAGAAUCAGAUUCAGACCAAGUGGAGGAGAGAAUCCUUAACCAGAUAGAGGAGGAAAAGAAAAAUUAUAAGAUCACAUCUGGACGCCUAAAAGGACUAAAGUCUGAGAUUGAUCAUCUACAGAUGUUACUUGAGAAGUCAAAAAUGAAGCUUCAACGGGAUUUUGAGCAUUGGUGGACCCAGGAGACCAUGAGGCUGCAGGCUCACAGAGCAGAGUUCACAGAAACCAAUCAAAGUCACACCAGCUGCAUGUUAACCUGGAACAUUGUGCCACCUUAUCCUCCCACUGAAACCAACGCUCCCAAUCCUGUGACCACCACAGAAUUUAGACCAUUACCUUCAGUUGACCUCACAUCUACCCCUAUUCCUCUAACUGGAGACAAUCAGACUGAUGCAGAUAUACUGGCCUUCGUCAAAGCCAGAUACAACCUGCUCAACGCUACAGGAAUGGAGAAAUAAGCAUGCUUACAACACUGGGAGGAGGAACAAACAUUAACACACAAAUUUCUACAUAAUGUUUGUCCAAAUUUAAGUGACAUAUACAGUAUAUUAAAAGCCUUCAGGUCACAAGCUCAGUGGAAGCUAUAAAACUGUAUUGACUGUUAUUGAUUUAAAGAUAAUGGAAAUGAGGAACCACCCAGAUAGCAAAAAUUUUCAGGGCCAGAAAUGGCUGAGUUCAGGCUGUUCUUUUGGCACACAUGCCGCCACGGCUUACGGUCCUUGAUUGGUCCCAGAGCUGCUUGCCUUAAGUAAUCCAGAAUCUAGCCGAAAGCAGACCAUAAUUUAGCCGCAACCCUUUCACACCUCGAGAAAUCAGCCACAGCUCUCCCGGAAUCUCCAGAUAACAACCAGAAAAGAGCCCAAAUUACCACAUUUAUCCCCAAACUUACCCACAACUUUUCCAGAAACCCCAAAUGUAACCCAGAAAAUAACCAAAAUUACCAUAUUUACCCCAGAACCCACCCACAACUUAUCCAGAUGCCCCAGAAAAUAGCCAUAAAGUGACCAAAAUAUAUUUAUAUACCGUAAAAUGUAUAAUUGAAAAACACAGAUAUAAAGCAAAUAUAGUGUUUUAUUGAUGUUGACAAGAAUAAUUUCAGAUAACAGCAAAAUAAAUGAAAUGUCAAAUGUUCUGCCAAAUAAACAAAUAACAGUAGAAGGAUCAAAUAAAAGCAAAGAAAUAGCCAAAGUAACAUAAAAGCUAACAGAGAAACAUAAACUUAAUUGUUUUAAACAAUAAACAGGUGAAAAAAACAGAUGUAAUAACAGAAAGCAAUAUAUACAACAACUGGUUAAAUAUAAAAAAAUGCAAUAUAAAAUGAAUGUUUACAAAUGUGCAAAUGUGUAUUAGAUAAAUACAUUUGAAAAUAAUACCAUGUUAUGUCACCAGCUAGAAAAAAGCAACAUUUAGUAACUUUAAUCUCCAGUCAUGUCUGUGCACACAAAGGACUUCUUACAGCCUACAGAAAAAAAUCAUAAAAUACAGUUAGAAAAUACAUUUACAUAAAAUGCAUAAGAGUAAGGACAAAAAUGAUAUAGUACACACUGCCAGUCCAAGAACUGAUACUUUUAACAUUCAAUUCAAGACAUAGGAAAAAAUAUGUUUGCAGAUUUCAGAGUUCCAGAAGGAUUUCUAAAUUACCAAUUAAAUAAAGCACUUACCAAGUAUAAAAAUUGUUUUAGUCAAGCAUUUUCAUUUCCUGCUUCAUUAUUAUCCAGCGUUCACUCCAAACAAUCCAAGAUCAAGUACCUGGAAUAUUUUUAAAACAUGGUGUCACUUUUAAGCCAAAACUUGUGCUUUUGUAACUUAUAUGAAUAUUAGACAAAUUACCCUAAUAAGAGACUUAACAAAUUAGAUAUAGACAAUAAUGUAAUUCAUCAAAUCAAACUGCACAAAGAUAAAUAAUGAACAUAAUAUACAUCAUCUUACUUCAUUUUCUGUUUUGAUGUCCAUGUCUUUGUCUCUGUCUGGAGAAUGGUUUGCUGUUCUCCAAGAGGCAGUAAUGUCUAUCAAAUACAGAAGUCAAAAAUCAAAUCACACACAUUUGUUUACUCUUUUAAACUGAUAAAUUUUUUAACGAAGUUAAACUCACCUCAGUCUUUACCCAGACAGCUGGAACAACAUAGUCUGGUAUAGGAUUGUACGGUAAUGCAUCUGCAUUGCAACUACACAGUAAAGCAUGCCUGUCACCUUAGCAAAUGUUUUUACAAGAUAAAGUGUUAACUAGGGCUGCCCUCGACCAAAGAUUUUCCUAGUUGACUGGUAGGUCGUUCAUUUUCGCUAUUAUUCGACUAUCGCACGUUUAUGAUAUUAUUAUUAUUAUUAUAUCUAUUAUUUAAAUAUGUAUAGGCUACCGUAAAGCGGGCAUCUUAAAUGGUUUAGUUUCAGGGUUAAGAAAGAAUGCUAUGUGUAACAUUUCUAACAUUUAUGUUACAGAGACCUACUUAACCAUAAUAAUAAUCCUAGAAAUAUAAAUUAAGCCCUCAGGCGGCCCGGCGAUUUGAAUAAUUUAUAAAUGCAAAGUCAGCACACAUACAUCUUGCCGACGUUGUCCCGACUUUCAAAGUUCCAUCGUAAGAUGUCGCUCAGGGAGCGUUUGCUAAUUGGGAAGAUGUCGUCUAGAUGUUGGCAUCUCGUCGCAAAUGCCCUCGGGCCGAUGUUUAAACGAUGCGAUUUCAGCCGCUCUGCGCGGGCUUUACCGGCCAUUUAUUUAUUAAUUUAAACCUUUAUUCAUUCACACUUAUCCAGAAUAAUGUGCUUCCAUGCAAUAAAUAACUAAAAACAAGUACACCACUCUCAAUAACCGUUGCAAAUGUAUUCAUUUGACAAAUAUAACACAUAAACAACUUGGAUAAAUCAGUAACAGAAUAUUUAGAUGUGUCACACACAGGGGCGUUUGCACAAGAUCUCGUGCCAACAUAUAAAUAUAUUUCAAUAUAAAACUAAAAUGAACAAAAUGAUCAAAUAAACAAGUGAUUCAAGCCCAUAAUACAUGAAAAUUUCUUUAACAUUGUUUAAAAAUAUCUCAGGGUGAGUUUUCAAAAAAUUACUGAAAAAACCCAAGGGUAUAUAUUUCAAAUUCUAGGCAAAGGCUGGCUGCAUUUGAAAUGAUAAAAUAAGUAAUAGAUAGUUUAAAAAAUAGUUUGGAUGUCUGAAGUUUUAGUCUCAAGAUAAUUUACAUAUGUUGUACAAAUGGGACACGGCCUGUGAAAACCCAGCAAAGAAUUUCUUUGUGAUUUACUGUUUUCUACAUAAAAUCCUCCUACACAAUACAGAAAACAUUCUGUAAAAAUAUAAUCUUGACAUCUUCAAUAUUGACUGAGUAAGGCCAUGCCAAAGACUGAACUCAAUGUUAAAUCAGUGAAUUUAAACUUUAGAUGUCAUUAGAUGUUAAGACAGUAGCCUGGAUUUCAUAUACAAUAUUUAUGUAUCUUAGAAAUAUAUUGUAAAUAAUAAUGUGCAGGUACAUAACAAAAAAAUAUAAUCAUAAAAGAUUCUUGUCAGGUCUUCUGUCUUUGGCCGUUUUCUCAAUUCUAAGAACGCAAAGAACGGUCUUGCCAGGUGACCUUGGAAGAACGAACUCAGAAGGUCGCGAGAACACAAAACGCACUUGUGAGAAUUGAGAUGUGUGUGUGAUCUUCUUGUUGGUCACGUGACUUCCCCAGAUUUCAGCGCGCAAGUCUGCACUCGAUGCAUCCUCGAUAUCAAGAACACAUCCGGGUACUUUCACGCUUCCUCUAUACUUGCGUUCUUGAGAAUUGGAAAUGAACGUUGCCGGUUAAUGAUGACGUAGAGCGAGGACACAAGGACGCAAGAUCGCUGAAGAACGCAUAUUGAGAAACAGCCUUUGUUUCCUACACUCGUCUCUGCAAGCAGCGCCUUUAAACCUUAGAGGUUCCUCUUUGUUGCCUUUGUUUCCUGUCCCAACUAUGUAAACACCGCCUUUUAAAGAUCUGGAAACCACUUCUUCCUGUCCAAGGUUCCUCUUUGUUGCUUUAGGAUCACCUAAAUUGAAACAUCCAAAAAUUUUUAUUAAUCAUACGAUCACAUUUUUAUAUUUAAAUUUAGGUGCCUAUGGCAAACGUGAACAAUCAUGUAUAUUGGAUAGACCAGGGGUUCUCAAAGUUUACAUUCAAAGGUCCAAAUCUGGAUUCUUAUCAUUUUUAUAGGUCCGGAAAAACUGGUCAUUACAAAAAUUGUCAAGCAUGGUAAUAACUUUAUGUAAAUAAUUUGUUUAUAUAACAAAUCAACACAAAUAGUUUGGAAAAAGUAUUUUCUAUUAAAGUACAUUUAUAACAAGUGUAUUUUGCAUUUAAAAUAAAAAAAUUAAACAUAAACACAAGAAGUAUGCCAAAUGUAACCAGGUGUAAAAUACAGGGCAACCUAAUUAGAGAAAUGGCACAGUUUGUCUUCCAUUCAGAUGCAUAAACCGUGCAAAAAAGGUGUGGUUGGUAGACGGAGACACUGACCAAAAUUAGGGGUGCACCUAUAAAUUGGCCGAUGAUGCUUGCUGCUUCUCAAUGAAUUACAGUGAAAUGCUGCUACAUCCAAAAGCCAAGGGGCGCUCUUGUGCAGAAACUCAAUAUGCGCUGCAGACGAAGAACCAGACACACGCAGCUCCAGGAAAUGUCAUAAGGAUAUAUUUAUAUUUAUGUUCUUCAAACCUCUUCAGGUAUUUUCAUGAUAAUAAAGAAUAUGUAUAAAGAUUAUGUUUGACGAGGGUUGCUUUUUCAAAUGCAUGUUAUAAACGACUCAAACCAACAGUGAUUUCAGAUUGAUAAGGACUUACUGAUCAAAAGCCGUAGUACAUGAAGUAGCUGUGCAUAAUAUCUGGGUGUGAUGGUUACAGCGUCACACAGGAAAUUUUUUAAUAACUCGUUUUAUUUUCGGACCAGGAAUACUCUUAAAUCUAAAAAGAAAUAAAAACUAAACGAACGGUUUACACGUUUAAUAUGCAUUUGUAAAGUAGCAAAUGCACACAUUUAAUCAAUCACAUAGAAAUGAAUGCACUUGCAAUAUGAAGUGGACGCGGGUCCGGAUCAAGUUCCCGUCGGGUCCGGAUUCGGCCCGGAGUCCGGACUUUGAAAACCCUUGGGAAAGACAAUCAAAAAAGGUCCACAAGGCAUACAGUACUUUAUGUAAGCACAUAAAACAUCUGGGGCCCUAUUUUAACGAUCUGAAACGCAAGUGCGAAGCGCAACGCGCAAGUGAGUUUGUGGGCGGAUCUUGGGCGCUGUUGCUAUUUUCCCGGCGUGAGAAAUAACUCUUGCGCUGGGCGCAAAUCAAUAAGGGGUUGGUCUGAAGUAGGUUCAUUAUUCAUAGGUGUGGU
Molecule: messenger RNA, 7313 nt
Organism: Paramisgurnus dabryanus
Lineage: Eukaryota; Metazoa; Chordata; Actinopteri; Cypriniformes; Cobitidae
Source: RefSeq, a predicted model, not a curated record